CUUGGACACAGAAUUGAAAGUUUUGGCACAUUCGACGGGUCUUUUUUCCGCAGAGAGAGAGAACUCUCAUGGACUCUUUCAGCUCUAUAUGUCUCUCGUUAAAACCUCCAAAACCCUAAUCACUCCAACAAUCUGGUUUCGAUCUUCAUUCUUUUCAAUUCAAAUUUCAUUUCACUCAUCUCUGAAAUUCACUCUAUCUGAAAUUCUCAAACUAUAUAUAUACACAUACGAAUUUAAAGCAAUGCCUGGUUCUGGAGGCUUCGCCGUGUCUCGAGCCCACGGCGGAGACCGAUUCUACAACCCUCCGGCGAUUCGGCGCCACCACCAGCAGUUGUUGCUGCAGCAGCAGCAGUUAAAUUGGCAACACCGUCGGCUUCCGAGGCCGGUGAAGCCGCCGGUGGUGGCGGCGGUGGAGGCGGAGAAUCGGACUGACUCGGACGAUUCGAUGACGACAUUGUUGAAACCGCCUUCAGUCUCUUUGUUUUCCAUUCCCAGACCGCUGACGAACGUGACUAACUUGGAUCGUCUGGUGGAAUCUGUUACUCCCUUCGUUCCCGCUCAGUACUUCUCCGAGGCGAAUGUAAUGGGUUGGAGGAGUCGGGAAUCUGAGUUGCACCCAUACUAUUGCCUUGAAGAUCUUUGGGAAUCUUUCAGUGAGUGGAGUGUAUAUGGAGUGGGAGUGCCUUUGUUGUUGAAUGGGAAAGACCGAAUUAUACAGUAUUAUGUUCCAUUUUUGUCAGGUAUACAGUUGUAUGUAGACUCGCUGAAGUCCCCUUCGAGGCUUAGGAGACCUGGUGAGGAGAGUGAUGCCGAGUCUUCAAGGGAGACUAGUAGUGGUGGUAGCAGUGACUGUGAAGCAGAUAGACGGGCCAAAUAUGUUGUAGAUGGGUCGCGGAGUCAGCAGAACCUCAUGAACUUGAACUCUCAGAGAAUGAACAGAAUCUCAUUAAGGGAUAAAUCUCUCAUGAGCUCAUCCAGUGAUGAAGCAGAGAUCUGCAAUUCACCUGGGAUGCUCUUAUUUGAGUAUUUGGAGCAAGAACAACCAUAUAAUCGCAAACCUCUAAUUGAUAAGGUUUCAAUUCUUGUGUCUCAGUUUGAAGAUCUCAGGUUGUACAGGAGCUGUGAUUUACUGCCUACAAGUUGGAUUUCCGUGGCUUGGUAUCCGAUAUAUAGGAUUCCUAUGGGCCCAACACUACGGGAUCUGGAUGCAUCUUUCUUAACCUUCCAUUCUUUGUCAACACACUCUAGAAGCAACAGUCAUCUGUGGCUUCAUGGUGCAAGUGGUAGGAAGGUACAUGGUGGUGUUGAUUCUUCUUCAAAGAUUUCUCUGCCAGUCUUUGGCCUCGCUUGUUACAAGUUAGUAGGUUCAAUUUUGACUCCAAGUGGACCCCACGAGUGCCAGCAAGAAAAUUCUCUGUUGCAUGCUGCUGACAAUUGGCUCCGCCAUUUGCAAGUUGUUCUUCCUGAUUACCAGUUUUUCCGUUCUCACUAUGCACCAUGGAGAUGAUGGUGGUGAUGAAGUGCCUUUCAAUACCUUUGUUUCUCUUCCAGAUGGGGCAGAAAUAUAAGAUCAGUUUUGGGAUGAACAGUGUCAAAGCGGGCUUGCAAAGAAAACCUGACCCUCUUUGUCCACACAGAUUGUUUGAUUCUUGUGUAGUGUUGCUUAGGUUCUCUUAAAGUGUAGAGUUCACAGGAUUAGGGAAAAAAUGUUUGAUUUUAGGGCUGCUAUGCCAGUUGUUUUGUUGUUCCAAGUCAUGGCCUAAGGCUGCAAUCAUCAACCUGAAAAUUCAUAUGGCUUCUUUACUUGUUUUGUUGUGUAGGAGUGACUGAAGCUGUUGAUGAUCUAGAUAUAUUGGUAGAACCACCAAAUCUGUUUAGUUUAAUGUUCAGAGACUCUCGACAACUCUCUGUGAUAGUGAUGAAAAUUUGUACACUCUUGUUUGCACAUACACACCUAUACAAGUAGAUUUUAAAGCAGGGCCCUUAGUCCAGAAAUCUUUAUAAAUUUUGAUGGUACUGAAUUUGCAUGAUUGUUUCCAAA
Molecule: messenger RNA, 2041 nt
Organism: Camellia sinensis
Lineage: Eukaryota; Viridiplantae; Streptophyta; Magnoliopsida; Ericales; Theaceae
Source: RefSeq, a predicted model, not a curated record